AUGCCGCCCCUCCCUACCUAUGGCAAGACGCCAGUCGUCCUCCUCACGAACGACGACGGCCCACCGUCAGACCACUCACCCCACAUCUACACGUUCGCCAAGCACCUGCGGGACACGCUGGGUUGGGACGUGAGGGUGGUUGUCCCCGACUCGCAAAAGUCUUGGGUGGGCAAGGGCUACCAGAUCCAGAACAUCAUCUGCGCCAACUACUUCUAUCCUCUGGAACCUGAUGGACUCACCGGCGAGGUCACCCCGAUCCGUCGGCCGCUCAAGGAGGGUGAGACGAUGGAAUGGGUGCUUCUCAGCGGAACACCAGCGUCGUGUUCCAACAUUGCUCUGCACAACCUCUAUCCGGGCGAGAUUGACCUCGUGAUUUCGGGACCCAACCACGGUCGUAACUCGUCGACCGCAUUCGCCCUGUCGUCCGGUACCAUUGGUGCGGCCCUGGGCGGUGCCCUCUCCGUUCCCCUCGAAGGUCCACCAGGCCACCCCUCCCUGCACACACACAACAUGCCCAGCAUUGCUGUGUCGUAUGGUGUCGUCUCGCGGCCUGUGGCCCCCCGCGCCAUUGAGCUCGCCCACGAUGUGGCGAUCGACGUCUGCCAGCGCUUGUUCGACGACUGGGGCUACGAGGACGGCGAACGGAAACAGCCGGUGCAGGUGUACAGCGUCAACGUGCCACUGGUCGAGGCAUCGUUGGAGAAGGAUGUGCGCAGAGUGUGCUUCACCACGCUCUGGCGCAAUACCUACGGCGCCCUUUUCGCCCCUACAAGGUUGAGGGAUGGCAGCUGGAACCCGAGCGACAACGUCAAGCAGGCGGCGGCCGACGACGACGAGUCCGAGCUCGAGGACGACGGCCAGCUGCGGUUUUCGUUUGCCCCCAACCUUCACCCUGUACUGUUCCCCGACAUCGACACCAUCCCAGAAGGCACAGACGCAUGGGCGUUCUACCAUGGCUUCACCAGCGUGACCCCCAUCCGGGCCGAGUAUGCUGGCCUUGGUGACAGUGGCAGUGGAUUCGGCAGUGGUACCCCCGGAGACUCGUUCUGGUAA
Molecule: messenger RNA, 1053 nt
Organism: Apiotrichum porosum
Lineage: Eukaryota; Fungi; Basidiomycota; Tremellomycetes; Trichosporonales; Trichosporonaceae
Exons: 6
Coding region: 1-1053 (350 amino acids)
Cellular component (GO): P-body
Molecular function (GO): hydrolase activity
Source: RefSeq, a predicted model, not a curated record